This is a messenger RNA of Cladocopium goreaui, 940 nucleotides long. Lineage: Eukaryota; Dinophyceae; Suessiales; Symbiodiniaceae. The record is from the annotation of a GenBank genome assembly.
UCCCACAUCCACUGAGCCGCACCGCGACGCCAUGGACGUCGCGGAGCAGCUGCAGCUCUUGGAUCGCCGCGUGGCGUACCUGGAGGAACUCACGGCGCACAAAGAGGCCCAGCUUGUGGCCAGUGAACACAGCUGGGAAUGUAUGACCUCCAGCAACGUGCUGAAGUUCCUGAAGGCCUUGCAAGGUGAAGUGUCAACGCUGCGGCGGGCUCUACCAAUGAGCGACGAGGUGCAUGCCUUGCGAGAAGUCGUCAACUCCAUGCAAGGCUCGGUUGAUCUGAUGAAGAACAAAACGCAGGCCAUGGAGCGGAAUUUGCGGGAUGUCAAUGGACACAUUGACUCCAGUCACUCCAGCUUAAUGGACAAGCAGACACGAAUGGAAUCCGCAAUGGGCCACUCAAUUGGCACGGAGCUGCCCGCCAUCCGUUCGGACCUGAAGGGUCUUGAGCGAGAUCUGCGGCUGAAACAGGAUAGCUGGCUGAAAGAAGCUGGCAUGAAACUGCAGGCGAUGCAAAGCAUGCCGGGGAUGCUCUCCAAGCUGGAAAGUGACUUCCAACAACGGGCCAAAACCAUUGAGUCUUCCAUUGAAGCAAAGUUUUCGAAGAUGGAGGGCCGAUGGGGAGAGAAAUGCUCUUGUUUCGUGGUGGAAAUCACGCGCCUGGUGGAGUCCAAAUUGGAGACCAAACUGGACGUGGCCUUGUGGGAGGACCUAAAGAUCGACAUGGAGGCCUCUAUCAGCACCUUGCGUGAAGUCCUGCGCACACAGCGGAUGGCUUUGGAAGGGGAUUUGCAAUCAUUGCGCACCACCGUCGACUUCAGAGGGGACGAGAUCCGUGCGCUGAACCGCGAGCUUCGGAAACUGCUGGUCCGCGGUGUGGAGGCGAGUGUCGAGGCCAAUCCCAGUGGUUCAGAGGGCAACUACACUGUGGUCAUCCAAUGA